GCUAUAAAAGCGCUGACAUUGCAAAAAAUAUGAAGAGCAGAAGAAAAUCACCCGUAAGACGGAACAUUUUAGAGAAUGGUCAUUUCUUUUAACAAUAUUUGUUUGUCCAUUGUCAAAAUAAUUAAUUUUUAGCAUGUUUAUAUUUCACGGCACAGCUUUUCGUUUAAAAAUCUUUUUUUCUUUAUUUUUACAAUAUUUUAUGUACACACUUUCAAUGUGGUUUUCCAUACAAGUGACAACAAUUUGUUCCAGAACUCGACAAACCGCCUUCUUAUAGAGUCGUUGUUAGCAUUCUUCUUUAUGUUAGCUAUAUAAAGUGGAUAUGUUUUUUUUUGUAAAGAAAAAGUUCUUGUAAAAAAACAAUGUAUUGAUGAAUAUACGUAAUUUUGGUUGAUGUACUAGGCUCGUUGUUCGAAACUUUACUCAAAUGAUCAUGAUUUUAUUUGAACAUUUUACUCUGUGCAAUUUGACGUAAGAAAACUAUAUGCGUAUUCUGUUGAAAGAAAUGAUGUUUUAGCUCUUUCUUAUGUGGAUUUAGUAACCGACCUAUUUGUUAAUUUUAUCGUCUGUUUCCUGUGUAAAUUGAAGUCAUAUUUUUUGUAACAGGUGACAGUGUUCAAAUUGUCAUUAGAACGUAUAUUUUUUAGUCAUAUAUAAUUUAUAUUUUGUCGCAAAUGUCAACACGUAAUGAUGAGAAAUCUAUUUUUUUGGAACAAACGACCAACCACAAAGAAAGCAAAUCGAAAAUCGGAUUGUUUGGGUUAGCUCUUACUGGUGGUUUGGCUGCUGGUUUGACCAUUAUUACUGCUUCGUUUGUGAGUCCGGCGUUUCGACGUGUUUGCUUACCAUAUGUUCCUGCAACACAGAAACAAAUCACUAACGUGUUGAAGUUAUGCAAACAACACGGUGGAGGGAGAAGAACAACACUUGUAGAUCUUGGAAGUGGCGAUGGUAGGAUAGCGUUUGCAGCUGCCAGAAAUGGUUACCAAGCAACAGGCUACGAGUUAAAUAUUUGGCUUGUGGUAUAUUCAAAGUUGUAUGCACGCUUUAGCGGUUUGAGUAAAAUGACUUCUUUUCAGAGGCGGGAUUUGUGGAAAGUUGAUUUGAGAGAUUUUGAUAAUAUUGUAAUAUUCGGUGUGGCUGAUAUGAUGGACGAUCUAAGUUUAAAACUUGAGAAUGAAAUGAAAGAAAAUACACGUGUCGUUGCGUGUAGGUUCGAAGUGAAAAGAUGGACACCCGUGGAGGAGGUCGAAGAUGGUGUCGAUAGUGCAUGGUUGUACACUAAAAGUAGUUUUUCAAAGUAAACGGCCGGUUUUACAUUUGUUACCCGUGUAGGUAAAAUGUUUUUUUUUUUUUUUUUAAAAAAGAAGUACCAUAUGU
Molecule: messenger RNA, 1380 nt
Organism: Hydractinia symbiolongicarpus
Lineage: Eukaryota; Metazoa; Cnidaria; Hydrozoa; Anthoathecata; Hydractiniidae
Product: ATP synthase subunit C lysine N-methyltransferase-like
Exons: 1
Coding region: 675-1304 (209 amino acids)
Biological process (GO): peptidyl-lysine trimethylation; regulation of mitochondrial ATP synthesis coupled proton transport; positive regulation of proton-transporting ATP synthase activity, rotational mechanism
Cellular component (GO): mitochondrion
Molecular function (GO): protein-lysine N-methyltransferase activity
Source: RefSeq, a predicted model, not a curated record